Molecule: messenger RNA, 1010 nt
Organism: Pelagomonas calceolata
Lineage: Eukaryota; Pelagophyceae; Pelagomonadales; Pelagomonadaceae
Source: the annotation of a GenBank genome assembly
UGAUUCUCACGCGAGUCACGCGCCGGCCCGGGCAGGCAAGAGGACCUAAGGGUCCUAAGGACCUGGUGCAAGCGCAUCUCUGCCUGCGGGCACGGUGGCGACGCUGCCCGAGCACUCAUCGCUGCCCGAGCGCAUCGAUCCCAGUGGCCAGCCGAGCGGAACACCACUACCCAACACUCUGCGAGGCCGCGCGCGACCAUGCGGGCGCGCCUCGCCACGGCGGACCCCGCGACCAAUGAUGACGCGCUCGUCGAGCACACGGCGCCGGCCCGACGCCGGCCGCGACGGAGGCUCUGGUGCGCCCUCGGCGCCGCCGCCGUGCUAGCCGUCGCGGUCCUAGCGAAGGCGUGGGUCCGGGGCGAGGUGUGGCUCGCCUACGUGCUGCCGACGCCGGCCGUGUGGGACCGCGUCCACGCGGGCGGCGCGACGCGCCACUGGCGCGAACAUAAUGGGACGCAAGCGAUGCUCGUCGCGCAAAUCAAUCAAAGGCACCCCGGUUAUUCGUCGUUGCUGGACCUUGGGUGCUCACGUGGCCUCGUCCUCGCGCAGCUCGCCGCGCGGCAAUCACAGGCCGCGCACUUCGGCGCCGAUAUCUCCCCGCGGAUGGUCCGCCGGGCGCGGCGGCGGUGCCCGCGGUGUUUUGUAGAGGUCGUCGAUGCCGCGACGCUCGCCCUGCCGGACGGCUGGCCAGAUUCGUACGACGUCGUGCUCGUCUCCGAUGUGUUGUACUACAUCCCCUUCGCGGGCGUGCCUCAAAUGGUAGCGUCGGAGAACCGCAACGUUGAAGCGUCGCGGCCGUGGUUCGCGGCCGUCUCCAGAUUAGCGCGGCGCGAGGUGGUCUUCUCGAGCCACCAGAACAACCCAUGGGUGCGGGCCAUGCUCCGGGCUGCAGGCGCGCGCCAGCUCUCGCCAGGCGGCGCGUGGGCCCUGGCCGGUACCGCUGUCUGACCCCUUGUCUGACCCCUUGUCUGACCCCUCGCCUGUAAGUAUGUUUGCCAGUGUAUAGUGUA